AUGCUUGUUACUCCAUCUCCUUUAUUAGUUGUUCAUCAUAAACAUCAAAAUUUUGAUGAUCAACUAUACCAUUUAGAAUACGCUUUGGCAAAUAAUGCAUCUGAUAUAAAUAAUUCACCAAAAUCACAACUAUUUACAGAUUUAGCAUUUUUAUGUUUAAAUGAAGAUAACCAAAAUGCAAAAAAGUCAUCACUUCGAGCAUCGAUAUUCCUUUCAUUGCUUACUGACUUAGAAAGUCCUGAUAUUCCUUUGUUUUUGGGAAUAUUAGCACUCUCAACUAACGAUUCAUAUACUGCAAGACAUUGGCUUCAGAAAUCUGCAAGCCUCGGAAAUAAAAAUGCAAUGGUUUUACUUGGUAGAUUAACAAUGGGAGCUUUUAAUACAGCUCCACUCCCUGAUUUUGACGACCGCCCCAUUUUAACAGCAAUCCGUUGGUUUAUUAGAGCAAUUCGCAGCGGAUCUGUUGUUGCAAAUUACUAUUUAGGCGAAUUAUAUUUUCAACAUAAUGAUUAUCGACGCGCACUUAUUUAUUUUAAUACAUAUUUCGCAAAAACUAAGUCCGUCUUAGCUGCUGGUUUUAUUGCAGUUUCUCUACAAAAUCUUGGUCAAACACAAUUGUCAAUUAAAUGGCACAGAUGGUGUGCAUCACAAGGAUUACAAGCAUCAGCGAACUCUUUACUAGUAAUAUAUAGAAGUGGAAACUAUGUUGUGUCAUUUUUCCAAUGGCUAUCAGUUGCAACAAGAUAUAGUUUCUUAAAAGAGAAAAAAUACUUCUUUUCACCACUUCUUAAAGCAACUCUCACAGAUAAAAUCGAAUUUCCUCAACUUUCUGCUGCAAUUUCUUUAUUAUCUUUUUCAGAGCCAUAUAAACAAGCAUCGCAAUUUUUACCAGCACAGCCAUCAGUAGAAUUCAGACCAAUCCUCAAUGAAAGCGAAAUUGUUGCUGUUUCAAAAUCAGAUAAUCCAGGACUUUGUCCAGCCACUCGUUUGCCAUCAAUUCCAGCCACAACACCAACACAGCUUCUCCUUAAAGCCUUUGAUCUUGCAAAUCCUUACUUCGAAAAGAGAAACCUCGCAAUGUGUAAGUCAAUUUUGCAGCAUUUGCAGAAUCUCAAACCACGAGGUAUCUGCGAGAGCCAUUUGUUCAGAGCCAAAUGCAAAUCUCAGUCUGCAAAUGAUCUUUGCACUGCAGCUUUGAUUGCUUUAGUUCUUGAAGACGCUGCUUACGCUUUGGAGCUCUUUGGAAAGGCAGCAAUACUCGGAAGUGAAACAGCAAACUUAUUUAUUGGUUUAAUAUUAUUCCAUGGCUUAGUAAAUACAGAAAGAACUGAAUCCGGAGUAAUUUAUCUCUCAAGAUGUCCACUUGAACCUGUUGCCCUUCUUCACCUUGCUGUAAUAUACAAUGACAAAGUGUGGGCAAGAAGAGCUGCUCAAAGUUUAGGUUCUACUGAAGAAAGUGGAGAAAUGCACGAAUACGUGGGCGAUUUGUUCGCGAAUGGAAUCAAAUUCCCUAAGGAUGGCAAGGUCGCAAUGAUGUGGUAUGGAAUUGCCCUCCAGAAAUACGAAGAAUUCGGAUUAGAUACAAAUAAUAUUUUGCAGAAAAUGGCUCAGCAUGCUUACAACUCUAGGUCGUCAUUUAAGUGA
This is a messenger RNA of Trichomonas vaginalis G3, 1644 nucleotides long. Its product is annotated as tetratricopeptide repeat domain domain-containing protein. Gene Ontology annotation, molecular function: protein binding. NCBI's taxonomy places the organism in Eukaryota, Parabasalia, Trichomonadida, Trichomonadidae. The record is from RefSeq and is a predicted model, not a curated record. Bases 1 to 1644 code for a protein of 547 amino acids. The transcript has a single exon.